Molecule: messenger RNA, 381 nt
Organism: Orycteropus afer afer
Lineage: Eukaryota; Metazoa; Chordata; Mammalia; Tubulidentata; Orycteropodidae
Product: histone H2B type 1-C/E/F/G/I
Exons: 1
Coding region: 1-381 (126 amino acids)
Cellular component (GO): nucleosome
Molecular function (GO): DNA binding; structural constituent of chromatin; protein heterodimerization activity
Source: RefSeq, a predicted model, not a curated record
AUGCCUGAACCAGCCAAAUCUGCGCCAGCUCCGAAGAAGGGCUCUAAGAAAGCGGUGACCAAAGCGCAAAAGAAAGAUGGCAAGAAGCGCAAGCGCAGCCGCAAGGAGAGCUACUCAGUUUACGUGUACAAAGUACUGAAGCAAGUCCACCCGGAUACCGGCAUCUCGUCCAAAGCUAUGGGUAUCAUGAACUCGUUUGUCAACGACAUCUUUGAGCGCAUCGCAGGUGAGGCAUCUCGUUUGGCGCAUUAUAACAAACGCUCAACCAUCACAUCUAGGGAGAUCCAGACAGCAGUGCGCCUCCUGCUGCCUGGGGAGCUAGCUAAGCACGCCGUGUCCGAGGGCACCAAGGCUGUUACCAAGUACACGAGUUCAAAGUGA